Messenger RNA from Cordyceps fumosorosea ARSEF 2679, 2808 nucleotides. RefSeq names its product Sec23/Sec24 trunk region. Gene Ontology annotation, cellular component: endoplasmic reticulum exit site; COPII vesicle coat. The transcript has 3 exons. Gene Ontology annotation, biological process: COPII-coated vesicle cargo loading; endoplasmic reticulum to Golgi vesicle-mediated transport; intracellular protein transport. The record is from RefSeq and is a predicted model, not a curated record. Gene Ontology annotation, molecular function: zinc ion binding; SNARE binding. The coding region runs from base 1 to 2808 and encodes 935 amino acids. NCBI's taxonomy places the organism in Eukaryota, Fungi, Ascomycota, Sordariomycetes, Hypocreales, Cordycipitaceae.
AUGUCCGCCCCCGCAGGCGACGGCUACGGCCAAUUCCAGGAUCAUCCGCACGAUCAGCAGCCCGGCGCCCCAGCGCUCGACCCUGGCGCCGCUGCCGCUGCCGCGCCGAAGAAGAAGAAGCGUGGAUAUGCCGCUGGGGCAUUUGAUGUCGCUACCGGCGCCAAUGCCGGUGUCGGCGGCCCCAUGCAGCCCGGCGCACCCUCUGCACCUCAAUACGGAGGUUAUGGCCAGCCCGAUAUGCAGCAGCAGCAGCAGCCGCCUCAGCAGGCCGCCCCCGGAUACCAGUACGGCCAGACCUACGGCGCGCCCCAGCCCGCCGCUUCUCAGCAGGGGUACGGCGGUUAUCCCGCCCCCGACCAGACUGCUCAUGUCGGUGGGCAAGAUAUGGCCGGAAUCACGCAGGGCGUUGCGGGCAUGAACAUGAGUGGCCAGCAACCUUCUGCCAUGCCAAUGGCUCAGGCCCGCCAAGUCGCCCUCAACCAGCUCUACCCGUCGGACCUGUUGAGCCAGCCUUUCAACGUCGCCGAGGUUGAUCUGGCGCCCCCGCCCAUCAACCUUCCUCCCAACUGGUCUGCCAUCCAGUCUAGCGUUACUCGCUCCGAGACGGCCAAUUGCGCUCCCAAAUAUAUCCGUUCGACCCUCAAUGCGGUCCCGACAACCAACUCGCUGCUGAAGAAGUCGAAGCUGCCGCUCUCCCUCGUCAUCCAGCCAUACGGCUCCCUCCACGACGACCAAGACAAUGUUCCCGUUGUCCAGGAUCAGGUCAUUUCCCGAUGCCGGCGCUGCAGAACCUACAUCAACCCAUACGUAACAUUCAUGGACCACGGUCACCGAUGGCGCUGCAACAUGUGCAACCUGACCAACGAUGUACCCCAGGCUUUUGACUGGGACUCUGCCGCCCAAAAAACAGUGGACAGAUGGCAACGGCCCGAGCUGAACCACGCCGUUGUCGAAUUCGUUGCUCCGCAAGAAUACAUGGUCCGACCUCCUCAGCCUCUGGUCUACCUGUUCCUCUUCGAUGUCAGCUACGCCGCCAUCUCGAGCGGCCUGCUCGCCACCAGUGCUCGCACCAUCCUCGACAGUCUCAACCGCAUCCCCAACGCCGACCGACGUACCCGCAUUGGUUUCAUGGCUGUCGAUGCCAGUCUGCACUACUUUUCCAUCCCCAAGGACGAGGAUGAAAAUUCUGAGACCAACAUGCUGGUUGUUAGCGAUCUGGAGGAGCCUUUCCUUCCCGUUCCCCACGACCUGCUCGUGCCGCUGUCCGAAUCCCGCCAGAGCGUCGAGAAGUUCUUGCAGAAGCUGCCUGAAAUGUUUCAGAACAACCAGAGCAACGGUUCCUGCAUGGGGCCGGCCCUGCGCGCUGGGCACAAACUCAUCUCUUCCCUCGGUGGCAAAAUUGUCGUUCUGACGGCUUCGCUGCCUAACGUCGGCGCGGGCAAGCUCGAGAUGCGCGAAGAUAAGAAAGUCCUCGGCACCUCCAAGGAGGGCACGCUUCUACAAACUGGCAACAGCUUCUACAAGAGCUUUGCUGUAGAGUGCUCCAAGAACCAGGUCUCGGUUGACAUGUUCCUGUUUUCUUCCCAAUACCAAGACGUGGCUUCGCUCAGCAACUUGCCCCGAUACACUGGUGGUCAGACCUGGUUCUAUCCCGGCUGGCACGCUUCCCGACCAGAGGAUGCGCUGAAGUUUGCUUCCGAAUUCAGCGACUACCUCUCUUCGGAGAUUGGCCUGGAGGCUGUUCUGCGCGUGCGCGCCACGACUGGCCUCCGCAUGAACACAUUCUACGGCAACUUCUUCAACCGAAGCUCCGAUCUCUGCUCCUUCCCUGCGUUUCCUCGCGAUCAGUGCUACGUUGUUGAAGUGGCCAUUGAUGAGAACUUGACUAAGAACGUGGUCUGCUUCCAGGCUGCCAUUCUUCACACGACGUGUAACGGUGAGCGUCGCAUCCGCGUCAUGACGGUCGCGCUGCCCACGACGACGAACCUGUCGGAUGUGUACGCUUCGGCUGACCAGUGCGCCAUCACAACCUACUUCACCCACAAGGCGGUCGAGCGGGUCCUCAGCAGCGGCCUGGAUGCUGCUCGCGACGCACUGCAGGCCAAAGUUACAGAGCUUCUCCAGACGUUCAGAAAAGAGCUUGCUGGCGGCAGCAUGGGUGGUGGCCUUCAGUUCCCUGCCAACCUACGCGGCCUGCCCAUCCUUUUCCUCGGCCUAAUGAAAAAUGUCGGUCUUCGCAAAUCGGCACAGAUCCCCACGGAUAUUCGAUCUGCGGCGCUCUGCCUGCUCUCGACGCUUCCUGUCCCUCUCCUGAUACGCUACAUCUACCCUCGCAUGUAUUCGCUGCACGAUAUGCCCGACACGGCGGGCGUUAUUGAUGGUGAGACGGGGCAGAUUGUUCUGCCGCCGCCGCAGAACCUCACAUCGGAGCGACUGGCGUCUCACGGCCUGUAUCUCAUUGACGACGGGCAGACGCAGUUCCUGUGGGUUGGCCGCGACGCGGUGCCGCAACUAGUCGCUGACGUCUUUGGCGUCGACGACCGCACCAACAUCCAGGUAGGCAAGGGCCGGGUACCGGAGCUGGACGGAGACUUCAACGAGAGAGUGCGGGCUGUCAUCCAGAAGAGCAAGGAUCACCGCGCUCUGGGUGUUGGAAGCAUUACAGUGCCUCACCUGUACACUGUGCGGGAGGACGGCGAGCCGAGCCUGAAGUUGUGGGCGCAAACUUUGUUGGUGGAGGAUCGCGCGGACCAGAGCGUUAGCGCGGCGCAGUGGUUGGGCAUUUUGCGAGAAAAGGUUGUGCAGUAA